UCUCUCCUUCUCUCCUUCUUCUUUUCCCUCUCACUCUCUCUUCCUGUCCUGUCUGUUUAAGGAGAGAAAGAUUGGGAAAUUCCUUCAAGCUACUUUACUUCAGGUUUCUGUGGGAUUUAAACAUGCACACUGAGGUUUUGGUACAGUCCAUGUUGGUGCCGUUGUUUCUGAUUCUCCUCUCCGCCGUGGAGGACACUUUGUUACAAUCGGUGAGCCAGGUGGGUGGUGUGUGCAAGCUGUCCACAGAGUCGUCCCUGCGCCGCUGCAAGACACCUGAUGGCAAGAUCUGCAGCGGGAGGGGCAAAUGUGACUGCGGCAUCUGCAUCUGUGCGGCCACGGAUCCUGGGAAGUUCUACGGUCCACGCUGCGAGUGCCACGACUGGGUGUGUGCUACACAUAAUGGGAAAACAUGCAACGACCGAGGCUACUGUGACUGUGGGACGUGUGAGUGUGAUGAAGGCUGGUUCGGCGAUGCCUGCCAGUUCCAGGAGGAGUGUAACCUAACCGGCAAGAAGAGCAAAGAGCUUUGCAAAAACCCACAGGGGGUGGUAUGCUCUAACAGAGGCACCUGCCACUGUGGAAGCUGCAUGUGCAACAAUCAGGACAACAAGGGGCUGGUGACAGGAAAGUUCUGCGAGUGUGACGACAGUGAGUGUCUGGACGAGGACACUGGAGAGGUGUGUGGAGGCCAUGGCCAGUGUUACUGUGGAAACUGUUACUGUGCUGCUGGUUGGCAUGGAGACAAAUGUGAAUUCCAGUGUGACAUCAGCCCAUGGGAAAGCAAGCGGAGAUGCACCUCUCCAGAUGGCAAAAUCUGCAGCAACAGAGGGACCUGUGUGUGUGGGGAGUGUAACUGCUAUGAUGUAGAUCCCUCUGGCGACUGGGGAGAUAUUCACGGAGACACAUGCGAGUGCGACGAGAGGAACUGUCAUGCAACCUACGACCGAUACACGGAUGACUUCUGCUCAGGUCACGGCCAGUGUAACUGUGGCAGGUGCGACUGCAAGGAGGGAUGGGCCGGGAAGAAGUGUGAGCAUCCUCUGUCCUGCUCGCUGUCUCUGGAGAGCAGUGUGAAGAAGUGUCGAGGAACGUCCAAUUUGCCCUGCUUCGGACGAGGUCAGUGCCAGUGUGGACAGUGCACUUGCUUCCCACCUGGGGACAGCCGUGUUCAUGGCAAAAACUGUGAGUGUGACGACCGUCAGUGCGAGGACAUCAGUGGAGAGGUCUGUGGAGGUCACGGUUACUGUUCGUGCGGACGCUGCAUCUGCCAGGAGGGCUGGUUCGGGAAGCUGUGCCAGUUCCCCAGGUCUUGUGACAUGAGCGACGCUCAGAGCAAGGAGCUUUGUGAGACAUCUGACGGAGUCAUGUGCAGUGGAAAAGGAUCCUGUCACUGUGGCCAAUGUAUCUGCUCUCCCCAGGACUGGUGGGUGUCUGGAGAGUACUGCGAGUGUGACGACAGAGAGUGUGACAAACAUGACGGCCUCAUCUGCACAGGGAAUGGGUUGUGCAAUUGCGGCAACUGCGAGUGUUGGGAUGGCUGGACGGGGAAUGCUUGUGAGAUCUGGUUGGGAGCAGAGUACUGAGGAGGAGAGGACACUGGUGUUCAGAGACAAGAGGCCUGGCUGCCCGGAGCGACCAGGAGCACCGUCGACGGUCAUGACCAGGCUGGUAAAACACCGCAGCCAGGAGAACCACGGGAGGAGGGAGAAGACAAAGCUAAACAUGGAUUUAAUUUCUGCGUAUCAAUAACAGCAUUCAUUCCUUUUAUUGUACUGGUUACAAAUGAUCGUUAUAAAACUGGGUAUUGUAGAUGUAAAAGAAACAUAUUACCAUGUAAACAUUUGUUUCCAAAGAGCUUUAUGUAUUUUUUUGUUAAUAAAAUGUAGGAAUGCUUAUAUAUUCCAGAUGGCUACACAUAUUAAGAUGCAAUACAAGACAAAUUCAAAUGAUGGAAAGAGAUUUAUUAAAGUGCCUUUUUCAGAGUAUGUGGGAUACUGCACCAAUAUGUAGAUCUAGUGUAGAAGACAGACGAGGCAUCACCACUUUCUCCCACUGUACAAAGAUGAAGCCAAAAUAUCCCAGAUACUGCCGCCGCCAUCUUGCACAUAAGCGAUCUCCAUGGUAUCUAGUU
Molecule: messenger RNA, 2131 nt
Organism: Epinephelus moara (kelp grouper)
Lineage: Eukaryota; Metazoa; Chordata; Actinopteri; Perciformes; Serranidae
Gene: itgbl1
Product: integrin, beta-like 1
Exons: 11
Coding region: 123-1583 (486 amino acids)
Biological process (GO): cell adhesion mediated by integrin; cell-matrix adhesion; cell migration
Cellular component (GO): integrin complex; cell surface; focal adhesion
Molecular function (GO): integrin binding
Source: RefSeq, a predicted model, not a curated record